Molecule: messenger RNA, 8097 nt
Organism: Nerophis lumbriciformis (worm pipefish)
Lineage: Eukaryota; Metazoa; Chordata; Actinopteri; Syngnathiformes; Syngnathidae
Product: ATP-binding cassette sub-family C member 4-like
Biological process (GO): transmembrane transport
Cellular component (GO): plasma membrane
Molecular function (GO): ATP binding; ABC-type transporter activity; ATP hydrolysis activity
Source: RefSeq, a predicted model, not a curated record
UCUUAAAUUAUGUCGAUAGAAUAUAUAUUCUAUUUACAAUAAAAUAAAUAAACGUAAACUGUUUUUGUUAACUAGUGGAUAUGUGGCUGGUGGAAUCCACGGUCGGGGACACGUCAAAUGCAUACAGCACAGAGUCUGAGGUUCACGAGAUGUCAGCGAAGUAGACAAGGCAGUCUUGACAGCGUGUUCGUAACUUUUUAGUUAAGUUCACAAGAGUUUGCCUUUUAGAUCUACUUUUAAAAAGUCAAAUGUUCCCGCAGAAGAAGGUGCACCAUUUUAAUCCGCUGCAAAAUGCGGGGAUUUUUUCUCAGUUUUUUAUGUGCUGGCUCAGCCCAUUGCUGCACCUUGGCCACAAACGAAGACUGGAGGAAAGCGACUUGUACAACAUUCUUCCCCAACAUGAAUCCGAGCUACUGGGACAAAACCUGCAAAGGUUUUGGGAUGUUGAAGUAAAAAAGGCCACAAAAGAGCUCCGAAAGCCCAAACUCACCAAAGUCCUUCUGAAGUGCUACGGGAAGUCGUACGCAGUCGCGGGACUGUUUGCGUUUUCACUGGAAGCAAUCAAAGUUAUUCAGCCGCUCCUUCUAGGGAAAAUAAUUCUGUUCUUCGAGAAUUAUGAUCCAGAUGACCGUGGUAGUCUUCUGGUGGCUUAUGGCUGCGCUGGUGCCAUGUGCCUCUCCACCUUUGCUUUAACACUCCUGCAACAUCUCUACUACUAUUUUGUCCAAAGAACCGGCAUGAAGAUGAGAGUGGCUGUGUGUCAUGUGAUCUACUGCAAGGCUCUUCGUCUUAGCAGCCAAGCAAUGGGACAAACCACCACGGGACAAAUCGUAAACCUCCUUUCCAAUGACAUCAACCGCUUUGAUGAGAUUACGCUCAAUCUUCACUAUUUAUGGGUGGGGCCGCUACAAGCAGCUGUCAUCAUCGCUUUCCUUUGGUAUGAGAUCGGGCCUUCGUGUCUGGCAGGUGUGGCCGUCCUCGCCUUGUUGAUACCCGUGCAGACGUGGUUUGGGAAGCUUUUUGGAAUCUUUAGGAGUAAAACAGCUGUUCUGACUGACAGUCGAAUCCGCAUCAUGAACGAAGUGGUGUCUGGCAUCAGAAUCAUCAAGAUGUAUGCUUGGGAAAAACCCUUCUCUGCUCUCAUCACAGAGUCCAGGAGAAAGGAAAUCAACCAGAUCAUGAAGAGCUCUUACUUACGAGGACUCAACAUGGCAUCCUUCUUCGCCAGCAGUAAGAUUGUGGUGUUUGCCACCUUCGCGGUCUAUGCAGUGCUGGGCAACACCAUCAGCGCCAGCCGAGUGUUUGUCACCAUGUCCCUGUACGGAACCAUCAAGAUAACAGUGACGUUAUUCUUCCCGCUGGCCAUCGAAAAAGUGUCAGAGACCAUCGUCAGCAUCCGCAGGAUAAAGAAUUUCCUGCUGCUGAAUGAAAUGAGUAGAAGAAAGUUGACACUGGAAAAUAAGAACCCAAACUGUAUUGAGAUGAAGAUGAUGACCUGCUACUGGGAUAAGUUCCUGGAUGCCCCGUCUCUGCAGAACAUUACUCUCACAGUGAAGUCACAGCAGCUACUAGCUGUAAUCGGUCCCGUGGGGGCCGGGAAGUCGUCCCUGUUGAGCGCCAUCCUGGGUGAGCUACCUCAUGAGAGCGGAAUGUUGACAGUGAGGGGUCAAUUCAAUUAUGCAUCCCAGCAGCCAUGGGUGUUUCCAGGCUCCAUCCGCAGCAACAUCCUUUUUGGAAGAGUGCUGGAUCUGCAUAAAUAUGAACGGGUCCUAAGGGCCUGCGCUUUAAAGAAGGACCUGGAACUGUUCCCGGAUGGAGAUAUGACCCUCAUCGGGGACAAAGGAGGCAACCUCAGUGGGGGGCAGAAGGCUCGCAUCAAUCUGGCCAGGGCAGUGUACGAAGAAGCAGACAUUUACCUCUUAGAUGAUCCACUGAGCGCCGUAGAUGCCGAGGUUGGGAAGUAUCUCUUUGAAGCGUGCAUUUGUGGCCUGCUGAAGAACAAGUGUCGCAUCCUGGUGACUCACCAACUUCAGCAUCUGAGGACAGCAGACCAGAUAUUGGUGGUCAAAGAGGGUCACAUGAUGGCCCAGGGUACAUACAGCGAACUGCAGAGCUCGGGCCUUGAUGUCGGCUUCCUGCUAAAAAGCGCGGAGGAACAGGAGCAGCAAAGUUGGUCUGCAAACUGCGAUGCCGUGUCACUUGCUAGUCGCAGGACGAAUCACUCCAACAGUUCACUCUACUCGCACAGCUCCCUCCUGCCACCAGCGUGUGGUGGCCAUGACCAGCUUACUGCUGAAAACGUGCACGCCACAGUGGAAGAGACUCGUGCAGAAGGAAAUGUCAGCAAUGGCAUUUAUAUCAAGUAUUUUACCGCCCACUGCCACCCUCUGAUCCUCCUGGCUAUUUUGCUGCUCAGCGUUGUUGCUGAAGCUGCAUAUAUUCUGCAGGACUGGUGGUUGGUGUUCUGGGCUAAUCAUUCGGCCAACGACACAAUCAACAGUACGGUCGUGACAUUUGAGAGAGGCAUCAACAAGACUGCCUCACACAAAGGCGCUGAUCUGACAUUUUACCUGGGUAUUUAUUCAGGUUUGACCGCUGCCGCAGUGAUUCUUGGCUAUGUCAGAAGCUUGGUGAUCUUUCACGGAUUGGUGAAAUCCACUCAGACGCUGCACAACAGGAUGUUCAACGCUGUCCUUCGCACGCCAGUCUACUUCUUUGACAUCAACCCCAUAGGGAGGAUCCUCAACCGCUUUUCAAAGGAUAUCAGCCAGAUGGAUUCCAUGUUACCGCUCACCUUCGUGGAUUUCUAUCAACUCUUUUGGCAGAAUGUGGGUGUGCUUGCCGUGGCAGCCUCCAUCAUACCUUAUCUCCUCAUCUCCAUUGCUCCCCUGAUCUUCGUCUUUCUGUACCUGCGGCGGUUCUAUCUCGCCACGUCACGAGAUAUCAAACGCUUGGAGUCCACAACACGCAGUCCAGUCUUCUCCCAUCUUUCGUCGUCCCUCCAGGGCCUGUGGAGCAUCCGAGCCUUUGGAGCUGAGGAGAGAUUGACCAAAGCCUUCGACUCAUACCAGGACCGUCACUCAGAAGCGUGGUUUCUCUUUCUGAUGACCUCCCGUUGGUUUGCGCUGCGUCUGGACAGCAUUUGCUCCGUCUUUAUCACCUUCGCAACAUUUGGCUGCAUCUUUCUCCGAGAUGGGUUGGAGGCUGGCGAGGUGGGCCUGGUGCUGACAUACGCUGUGACACUUGUUGGAAACUUUCAAUGGACCGUGAGACAAAGUGCCGAGUUAGAGAACAUGAUGACAUCGGUCGAGAGGGUGGUGGAGUACACCAAACUAAAGAGCGAAGCCCCCUGGGAAACCUCGAAGCGUCCUCCUCCCAAUUGGCCGAGUCAGGGUCAGGUGACCUUUGACCAUGUACAUUUGUCAUACAGCGCCGACGCCCCAGUGAUCCUCAAAGACAUCUGCGCCACCUUCUGUCCCAAUGAGAAGGUGGGCAUUGUCGGUCGAACGGGUGCUGGGAAAAGCUCUCUGGCGGCGGCUCUCUUUCGUCUGGCAGAGCCACAAGGGAACAUCUACAUAGAUGGUUUGUUGACAUCUGAGCUGGGCCUGCACGACCUGCGACAGAAGAUCUCAAUCAUACCUCAGGACCCUGUGCUGUUUACCGAUUCUGUGAGGAAGAACCUGGACCCGUUUAACCAGCACACAGAUGCUGACGUAUGGAAAGCUCUGGAGCAAGUCCAACUAAAGUGCAUGGUGAAGGACCUUCCUACCAAGUUAGAGACUGUUCUGGCAGAGUGUGGCUCCAACUUCAGCGUUGGUCAGAGGCAGCUGGUGUGUCUGGCCAGAGCCAUCCUGAGAAAGAACCGCAUCCUUGUCAUAGACGAGGCUACAGCCAACGUGGACCCAAGGACUGACGAGCUGAUCCAACAAACCAUCCGACAGGAGUUCAAAGACUGCACUGUGUUCACCAUUGCUCACCGACUCAACACCAUCAUAGACAGUGACCGAAUUCUGGUGCUGGAUGAAGGUCGGGUUCAAGAGUUGGGUCAUCCCUCCAAACUGCUCCAGAACAAAGAUGGCGCUCUGCACAGGCUGGUUCAGCAACUGGGUCCCUCCGAGGCUGAAGCUUUGUUGGAGGCAACUAAACAGGCAGUGCAGACCACCUGAUGGGCCAAUACUGGAAAACAUUGGUUUGAAUCCCUGAUGGAAGAAGCACCACCAAAAAUGUUGAGGUUUGUCAGGGUUUCAUGAGAACCGACAGUUGAUGAGAAAUUUCUGACUUUGUUGGGAUUCAUUGUACAAAAUACCUACUGUAACUUUUUACUUUGAAUAGAAUACCUACUAUAAGAUGUGAAUUGACUAUGUCAAUGAUACAAGAAGAUUGUUAAAAGGAUGAUAAAAAUAACAACUAUUAGCUCUUGUAGCGUUUAACCAAUCCAUACUGUGGGGCCAAAUGUCUAAAGACCAAAUCCAUCAGAAGAUGUUAAGGCAGAAAAUAAUCAUUGCUUUGCCUUUCAGCUGUACAUGAAAAACAAAAUAGUCUUGCUCAAUAAAAGUCAGACUUGUAAGAGAGUGGGAGCUUUAGGUGUGAGUGUAGCGUGCAACAAGUUUAAUGUUAGCAAGCAUGGAACAAGGGUGCUUAAGGCUUACCAUGAAUUGAUUAACGUGGACCCCGACUUAAAAAAGUUGAAAAACUUAUUCGGGAUGUUACCAUUUAGUGGUCAAUUGUACGGAAUAUGUACUGUACUGUGCAAUCUACCAAUAAAAGUUUCAAUCAAUCAAUCAAUCAAUCAGGUGGGGAAGAAUGAUCAAUUCUCCGAUGCAUCACGAUUAGAAUGAAGACAAUUCUAAAUCGAUACAAAUGUCCAAAUAUCGAUUAUUUACGUAUGUUAAAUAAAGUAAUACAGACGGUUCAAUAAUGCAAAAUUAAUGCUAAUGUUCUCUAAGCAUUAGUUCUAGGUUUGGUUGUAACUAACCAUGGGAGAUUAUUUUAAGAUUACGUGUUAAUUGAUUCAGAAUGGACACACACGGAGGAGGUAGCAUGAGAGGACAACCUAUGCUAGCUGCGGCGCUAAAUUAGCUUUAAUGUGAAGUAGUAAAACAAGAGAAUAAUAAUUUCUACACUUCAACAGGAAGCUAAUGGAAACCGCGUUACAGCAGUAACCAGCUAAGACGAGGAAAUUAUUAGCAAGUCGAUUAAUACAUCAGCCACAGAUAUGAAUGAGUAGAUAGAUGACACAUGUCCUUGAACUGCAAGGUUAUGGCGACUGGAGCAAAGUGUCUGAACAUUCUAUGGUUUUAGAAACCAAGAAUGUUAAAUCAAGGACGCCUGCCUGCCAAAUAAAGACGUUUACUUAUUUAAUCUCUUAGCAGGCAGCUACUCUUCUCACAUAUCUAGCCUUCCAUAUAAAUGUAUAUCUAUGCUGUGCGCACUAACAUCUUAAAACCGGAAGUGAUGCAAUACUGCAUACGUCAGAAGCCAAAGGAGGAGCCUUGUAGACAUAUUCAUACUUGCCAACCCUCCCGAAUUUUCCGGGAGACUCCCGAAUUUCAGUGCCUCUCCCGAAAAUCUCCCGGGACAACCAUUCUCCCGAAAAUCUCCCGAUUUCCAGCCGGACAACUAUAUAGAGGGGGUGCCUUAAAGGCACUGCCUUUAGCGUCCUCUCUCACCUGAAAAGGAGACUAUUAUAUAUGUCUCCGUUAUUCAUAGCUUUAUCUAUAACCCAUAAAGUAGGCAGGCACGGAGCUAUUUCUCAGCGUGUGUUUAUUCCAGCCGGCACGUUAAUACACUGACACACAACAUCCGGAUUCCCAUCAUGCAUUGCUUCAAAACCACGGCAAGUUGUAAUAUCCAAAAUUUCCAGCCGGACAAACAAUACUGGGGCUGUGCCUUUAGCGUCGUCUCUCACCUGAAAAGGAGACUAUUAUAUAUGUCUCCGUUAUCCAUAGGUUUAUCUAUAACCCAUAACACGGUGGCCGAAUGGAUAUAGUCACUCAUGAUUCAUGAACGGUCAGAGAAGCCCGCGGCGGCGGUAGCGCAGUAUUAUGGGCCACCUUGCAAGCAACAUUCCGUUCUCAUUUGCGGAUGUUUUCAACAAAUCCGUGAAGGAUAUGUUCCCGGAUUCAGAGAUCGCUCGCCAGUACUCAAAUAGCAGAACAAAGGCUACUCAAAUAGUGAAAGGUAAGUGUUAUUUUUUUUUUAAAGUAAGCAGCAAGUACAGUACAGUGAGUAGAACAACUGUGUUUUCAUUACUGUUUACUGUACUACCGUAUUUUUCGGAGUAUAAGUCGCUCCGGAGUAUAAGUCGCACCGGUCGAAAAUGCAUAAUAAAGAAGGAAAAAAACAUAUAUAAGUCGCAUUUUUGGGGGAAAUUUAUUGGAGAAAACCCAACACCAAGAAUAGACAUUUGAAAGGCAAUUUAAAAUAAAUAAAGAAUAGUGAACAACAGGCUGAAUAAGUGUACGUUAUAUGAUGCAUUAAUAACCAACUGAGAACGUGCCUGGUAUGUUAACGUAACAUAUUAUGGUAAGAGUCAUUCAAAUAACUAUAACAUAUAGAACAUGCUAUACGUUUACCAAACAAUCUGUCACUCCUAAUCACUAAAUCCCAUGAAAUCUUAUACGUCUAGUCUCUUACGUGAAUGAGAUAAAUAAUAUUAUUUGAUAUUGUACGGUAAUGUGUUAAUAAUUUCACACAUAAGUCGCUCCUGAAUAUAAGGCGCACCCCCGGCCAAACUAUGAAAAAAACUGCGACUUAUAGUCCGAAAAAUACGGUAUAUAUAUAUAUACAUAUAUAUAUACCGUAUUUUUCGGACUAUAUAUACAUGUAUAUAUAUAUGUAAGAAAUACUUUAAUUUCAGUAAAUUCUAGCUAUAAAUAUACUCCUCCCACUUAACCCCGCCCCCCGGCCACGCCCCCAAUCUCCCGAAUUCGGAGGUCUCAAGGUUGGCAAGUAUGGACAUAUUAUUAAUAUUAUUAAUGAUUAAAUGUAAUACAUUUAGGAUAUACAUUGUAAUAAUAAUAAUACACUACAGUGACAAUAUACAAUAUAAUAAUUGAAGAUGUAUAAUUAAUUGAUUUGUAAUCAAAUCUUGAGGUGCCCAAAGAUUCCCUACCUCUAACGGUGCUUUCUCGUUGAUGUAAGUUGAUGCAAGAUCAGACAGGGUUACUUCUCACCCAAAGUCAGAUGGGAUAGGCUCCUGCACACCUGAGUACAAUCACUAUAGGAAAUGAAUGAAUGAAUGAAUGAAUGAAUGGAAUGAGGGCAACAUUUGGGUUCAAAUGUCCAGUGCUACAUGUCAUGUUAUUGAAUGUACAGGUAAUAUAUGCAUGUAUGUGUUUAAACCAAAUCUGACAUGUAAUCUUUGUAAAGGACAUGACUUGAAAUAUUUGAUCACAAAGUCCAGGAUGUUGUGUGAACGCUCGGUGUGAGUUUGUACAUCUAAAGUUCCAUCAUGUGUCCGUCAUGUGACUCGAGAGACCUUUUGAUAGGGGUUUUUGUCGCCAAUUGUUCUUUUGUAUUGUAAAAUGCUGUAAUAUUGGGGGCGGCAUGGCGUAGUGGGUAGAGCGGCUGUGGCAGAAACCAGGAGGUUGCAGGUUCGCUCCCCGCCUCUUGACAUCCAAAUCGCUGCCGUUGUGUCCUUGGGCAGGACACUUCACCCUUGCCCCCAGUGCCGCUCGCACUGGUGAAUGAAUGAUGAAUGAUAGGUGGUGGUCGGAGGGGUCGUAGGCGCAAACUGGCAGCCUCGCUUCCGUCAGUCUACCUCAGGGCAACUGUGGCUACGAAAGUAGCUUACCACCACCAGGUGUGAAUGAAUGAUGGGUUCUCACUUCUCUGUGAAGCGCUUUGAGUGUCUAUAAAAGCGCUAUAUAAAUCGAAUCCAUUAUUUUUUUUUAUUAUUAAUAUAUUUUGUGGCUAUUUGUUUUAUAGAAUUAUUUUCAAUGUAAAACUGUUGUGGUAUUUAUCAUUAUUUUUGACUGUAAUUUGCUUUAAUUAUGAUGUUAAAAGGUUCAUCCUGCUAGCAAUACUGUACAUGUACUGAAGGUGUGGACAAAAACAUGUGUGUAACAUCUGCUACAAGGUGAAUAAAUAAGAAAA